Molecule: messenger RNA, 868 nt
Organism: Cucumis melo (muskmelon)
Lineage: Eukaryota; Viridiplantae; Streptophyta; Magnoliopsida; Cucurbitales; Cucurbitaceae
Product: histone deacetylase complex subunit SAP18-like
Exons: 6
Coding region: 80-580 (166 amino acids)
Biological process (GO): negative regulation of DNA-templated transcription
Cellular component (GO): nucleus
Molecular function (GO): transcription corepressor activity; transcription factor binding
Source: RefSeq, a predicted model, not a curated record
CAUUCCAAAAGCCCAAAACGAGACGAAGAAAUGGCUAAACCAAACAUGGAGGAAUCGGAAGCUUUGUAACACUGCGACCAUGGACAAGAGAAGCAGAGAUGAGAAGACGAGCGGAGCUGCAGCUGCUCCGACGCAAGGGAGACCGUCAGGGCGGCCACUCCCUCCACCGUCUCAGACCAAAGCUCCGCCGCCGAAUCCUCGUCCUCGUUUCGAACCCGUCGACCGCGAAAAGACUUGCCCUUUGUUGCUUCGCGUUUUUACUAAGGUUGGAGGUCAUCAUACCGAUGAGGAUUUUGCAAUUAGGGGUAAGGAACCCAAAGAUGAGGUUCAGAUUUAUACAUGGAAAGAUGCAACACUCCGGGAGCUGACCGAUCUAGUUAAGGAGGUUGCUCCAGAGGCUAGAAGAAGAAAUGCGAAGCUUUCUUUUGCUUUUGUUUAUCCCGACAAGCGUGGUCGAUUUGUUUUAAAACAGGUGGGGAUGACACAUUCUUAUGGAAAUGGGAGGAGAUUAGAUGAUAGCAAGGCAUUGGGUGAAUUGGACUUCCAGAUUGGAGACUAUUUGGACGUUGCAAUCCUGUAGAAAUCUUGGUUAUGUUGAAGCAUGCUGUUAAUUAGUUGGAGAGCGAGUGUUAUUUGUUUGCUACCUUAGAAGAUUGGAUUUGGCGCCCUCUGUAGUAUCGAUUCUGUUCUGCAUUUUUUAUUUUCUAUAUUGAGAUGUCAUGAGAGGUAGAAGAAUAGAUUGUAUUGAUUGUGAAUUUUCAUUCGGUCAUCUGGUUCUUGUACGAUUUGCCAUUAUUUAAUGACCUCUUAUUUCCCCAGAGAUUGUAUUGUUAGAUCUCUAUGUAUAAUAGAAACUUUAUUUCUCAAA